This is a messenger RNA of Daphnia pulicaria, 2213 nucleotides long. It is a transcript of the gene ced-6, whose product is annotated as PTB domain-containing engulfment adapter protein 1-like. Lineage: Eukaryota; Metazoa; Arthropoda; Branchiopoda; Diplostraca; Daphniidae. The transcript has 8 exons. The record is from RefSeq and is a predicted model, not a curated record. The coding region runs from base 183 to 1463 and encodes 426 amino acids.
GUAGAAACCUCAUCUGAAAAAAAAAUAGUGCUAUCCCGUUAUUGGAACGCAGUGGCGUAUACGCAGUCUUGUAUAUGACCUGUUGAAGAACCAGAGUUGAGAACUUUCUCUGGAAGUUAAACCGGAGAAACGCGCUGUUGCUGACGGAAUUACAACGUCUAGCACUUGAAAUUUUUCACAGCAUGAUGAGAACUUCCAACCUUCUGCGCUGGACAAACAACACGAAAAAUGGCAGCAAUAACAAAAGCAACAACAAAAAUUGGAUUCACACACCGGAAUCUCUCAUGCAUGGCCACAUUGCCUACCUAGUCAAGUUUUUGGGAAACACGGAUGUUGAACAUCCUAAAGGAAUUGAAGUAGUGAAAGAAGGCAUUCGCAAGCUGCGCUUUUCUCAACAGCUUCGCAAAGCCGAAGGCCAACGAACCCCAAAAGUUGAGUUGACCGUCUCUGUUGAUGGUGUCGCUAUUCAGGAACCUAAAGGAAAACGAAUUCUUCAUCAAUAUCCUCUUCAUCGUAUUUCGUACUGUGCGGACGAUAAGGCUGAAAAGAAAUUUUUUAGUUUCAUUGCUAAAGAAGAGGAUUCUGAAAAGCACACAUGUUUCGUUUUCGUUAGUGAUAAAUUAGCCGAGGAAAUCACUUUGACGAUUGGCCAAGCUUUUGAUUUAGCUUACCGCCGAUUUCUGGAGAGCAGUGGAAGAGAAGUUGAAGGACGUCGACAAGUGAGUCAACUGCAAGAAAAACUUGAUAACUUGGAACGCCAAAAUCAAGUUCUUCGUCGUCGUCUUCUCGAGUUGAGCAACUUGGUUGACAAUAACAAGUUGGCCGGAUUUUUGGAAACUGAAGGGGUUACAAAUGUAUUGGAUGUGUCCAUCGACUCCGACAAUUUGUCUUCAUUGAACGGAUCUAGUACUAACCGGUCGACUAAUGGUGGAAACCAGGACGAAACGUUAAUCAACUUUCAUUCGAAUGAAAGACCCAAUACGGUGCAGCAAAUUAACAACCAAUACCCGAAUCUUCCUCCAGUUCCACCGCGAUCCUUUGAAGCCAAAGGAAUUAAAUCUGAUGUCGUAGGAGCAGAAGAUCUCUUCGGGGAAAGUGAUGACGACUUCGAUCCUCGCGCCAGCGACACAAUUAUCAACAAUAAUGCACGCAACGUUACCAUAGAUAUGCCUUUGGGAUUCCUUUCAACGUUACAACCCAAAAUCGAAAAGAAAAACGAAAACACUUCGAACGAGAAAGACAUUUUUGGAGCGGAGCCGUUUGGAGAUAGCAGUACCGACCCCUUUGGGAUGGCUGAUUUCGGGCGAGUAGUGUCUCAAACCGACCAAGAAAUGAAUUUGAAUACGGGGGUUUUGAAUCGCCGCAUGACUGAAAUGCAAGAAGGUUUCACCCGAGGAAUUUCGUUUGAGGGCGACGAUUUUAACUUGGAAAGCCUCGACAAAUUCGAUCCCCUACGUCUAUAAAAGACGUGUAAAAGAAGUAGUGGUCUACUUGCAAAUUGGAGAAAAAAAGAACGAUACGACGCAUUUAAAGCCCCUCCCAAAAAGCUAAAGAAAGGGUUCUUGCAUUCCAAAAGGUUAAAAAUCAUUAUAGUAGAGUUAUUUCUAAUAGCGUCAUGCCAUGCAGUGUUGGUCAUGUCGUUGAUUAGUUAACCGCUGUUUACUCUACCUUUUUUUUAUUAUUGGUGACAUAUUCCCCUAUUUUUGCUAUACAUUCCUUGAAGCAUUUUUAUAGCACUGAGAAGAAAAUUGCUUCCAGCGACAGCGAAAAUGUACAUUGGUUGUCACACUAUAGGUCAAUGGGCCCAUUAUUUUUUAUCGGUGGGACGCCAUGUAAAGAAACUCCUCGACUUCGCUGUUGUGCUUUUACUAACGUUGUAGCUUUACUUUAUUCCAAACCUUUAAAAAGUUGGAUAACAUCAGUAUUGACUGACAUUUAAAAAUUUUAAACCAAUAAGACAUCACGGUUACAGAACAAUCUACAUAGGAAGCAUGUCUCUUUACUUUUUAUUAUGUACUAUUGCAAAACGAUCUAAUAUCAUGUGAAAAACCGAAGGUUCUAAGAAAACGAAAUAUAUAUUUAGCAACCUUACAAGGUUAAUUUGGUUACUUUCCAUGGGUUGUUUGAAUUUUCAUAGAUAACACUGUACUUAUUACUCACUCUCGAUGCUUUAUGAAAUGUUAUCAAGAACUCAAUACAAAAUUAUACUGUGA